Molecule: messenger RNA, 1668 nt
Organism: Melitaea cinxia (Glanville fritillary)
Lineage: Eukaryota; Metazoa; Arthropoda; Insecta; Lepidoptera; Nymphalidae
Gene: Rad60
Exons: 2
Coding region: 250-1599 (449 amino acids)
Biological process (GO): cytokine production; positive regulation of transcription by RNA polymerase II
Source: RefSeq, a predicted model, not a curated record
AAUCUAACGUCAGAAAUUACACUAAUCUGUGAUUCAAUUUAAUCACAUUGCUAUAUUUGUCUUGAUAUCAUGAUAUGAAAAAUUAUAAAAUAAAAAGGAAAUCAUUAAAUAAACAAAAUUAUUAACCGUUUUAAAGUAAAUAUUUAACAAAUUUUGAAUUCACUUACAAAUACAAAUGUAAAAUUCUUUAUCCAGAAGUGUCAUUGUUUACAAAAACUCCUAUUACCGGUAAAGUAUUUAUUUAGUAAAAUGUAUUCGUCUGAUUCUGAUGACGAUAUUUACGGUGAUAUAAUAAAAAAACGUGAUAAAUUACUCAGUUAUUACGAAGACAAAGUAAAAUUAUCGUUGAAUGAUAGCGUCGUAUUAAACGAAUUUGAGGAAGCAAAUAACACGAUUACUAAAACAGGUGUACGUAAAAUUGAGAAAAAGAAAAGAAAAAAUGUCGAUACAUGUAUACCUAGCAAACGUGGACGGAGAUCAGAUAAAUUUUCAAAAACUGCGUCUAGUACAAUUGUUUCCAAAGAUAUAACGAAUAAGGUUGAUGAUAGUGUAGAUGCAUUUGUCGAUUUGACAGACUGUAGCUUUCCCGUAAAUAGCCAUAAUAUUGGUACACGCAAAUCAACUAAGCGUCAGACAGCUAAAUCUUUGCUAAACGAGUCGACUAAUAGCGAUGUUAUCUUAAUAGAUACUGAUGAUGAAAGUAGUAGAACUGAUAGUAUACAAAACAAAAGAAGUAAUAGAGGUGGUAAAAAUUCAACUAGAGGUGGCCGUACAAGUAUAAAAUCACCAAGAGGCCGCAGUACAAGUAGAGGCCGCAGUACAAGUAGAGGCCGCAGUACAAGUAGAGGCCGAAAUGCAACCAAAAGCCGUGGGUCAAAUAGAGGCAGGGGCACAACUAAAGGUCGUGGUAAAGCUAAAAACUCAUCGAGAAAUCGAGUUACAAGAAAUCAAAGUACAAGUAAUUCUAGGAGUAGUAAUAUUAUUCCUACAUAUAGUAUUGGUAACACAGAUGAGUAUGAUGAUGAUCUUGAAAAUGUACCAAUAUUUAGCCUGCCUCCAAAGAAAGAUUCUAUAUCGAAUAACUUGGAUGAUGAAAGUGUUGAAAAUGAGGAGUUAUCGGUAAAAGUAUGUUGGCAGAGCAUAAAUAUACACAAAUUUAGUAUCCGGAGGUUCCAAAAAAUCAAAGUUAUUUAUGAUUUCUUUUCUGAAAAGAAAAAUAUACCAAAAAAUUGCUUAGUAUUCAUGUACAAUGAUAUUAUACUAAGUCCAGACGAUUCACCUGACUCAAUAAACUAUAACGUAACAAAAUUUAUUGAUGGAGGUGUCACAAAUGAGAGUGAAAAUGUUAAAACGGAUGUCGUUAACAAAUCUGGCGUUGAAAUUAAGUUUCAAUGUCAAAAAGCUAAGAAACCUAUUAUUAUGUACAUUGAGAAAGGUGAAAAAUUAUCAAUAGCAAUGAUCAAGUGUGCAGAGCACCUUGAAGUGCCGUUAAGAAAAUUGAAAUUUGAAUUUGAUGGUGAUAUUAUCACAGGUUCGGAGACGCUACAAAAUCUGGAAAUAGAGGGAGGCGAAUGCAUCGAUGUGAAAAUUAUUGAUUGAUAUUGUAAUUACAAUUAUGUUUUAAAUAUUAUUUGUAUAUACAUAAUUAUAUUAAUUAUAAUUGUAUAA